Micropterus salmoides (largemouth bass) is the source of this 346-nucleotide messenger RNA. RefSeq names its product ladderlectin-like. NCBI's taxonomy places the organism in Eukaryota, Metazoa, Chordata, Actinopteri, Centrarchiformes, Centrarchidae. Bases 11 to 316 code for a protein of 101 amino acids. The transcript has 3 exons. Gene Ontology annotation, molecular function: signaling receptor activity. The record is from RefSeq and is a predicted model, not a curated record.
GAAAAACUGUAUGUCCAUGGGUGGACACCUUGCAUCUGUACACAACAUCGAGGAGUACCAUCAGAUUCAGACGAUGAUCUUGAGCGCCACUCAUUAUCAAAGAGAAGCAUGGAUCGGAGGGUCUGAUGCACAACAGAACCAAUGUUGGUUCUGGAGUGACGGUACUCUUUAUGACUUCACCAACUGGUGUCCUGGAGAGCCUAGUAACGGUAGAGGUCAUCAGAACUGUCUGCAAAUGAAUUAUUCAGAUCAGAAGUGCUGGGAUGACACGUGGUGUGAUGUUCACCUCCCGUAUGUCUGUGCCAGAAACGUCUGAUAAAAGCAUGGAUAACGUGUCAAAAGCACA